Messenger RNA from Diabrotica balteata, 1541 nucleotides. The record is from the annotation of a GenBank genome assembly. Lineage: Eukaryota; Metazoa; Arthropoda; Insecta; Coleoptera; Chrysomelidae.
CAUUUGGAAAAGUUCUAAAAACAGCACAUGUUUUCUAGAAGUAAACUAUAUAAAUUAUGGGCAUAGAGGAUUCUGAAGUGAACAAAUUAUACAUUCGUCUACCAGUUAAAAGACGAGAAGUAGACGAAUUUAUCAUUCGAGACUUGCAUCCAAAUAUAGUUGAAGUCCAUCUUCCUAGACAAAAAUCUGGAAAUUGGUGUAUAGUUGACUUUGAGAAUACAGAAAAAUUGAACGAAGCGUUACCCAUUUUAAAAAAGAAAAAGAUAGAGAAUAAGUUCAUCAAAAUUAAACUAUACAAGCAAGGUAAUCCUUUUGACCAAGGUGACUGGGGACCUGAUGACUUUGAUGUAGAUGAUGAUUGGAUUUCAUUUAAUAAUGAAGCGGGUAGGGAAUUUGGAUUCAUUAUACCUGAUGUAAUGAACAUUAAUGAAGACGAUGACAAUGAAUACUCUGUAGGAUCAAGUGACGAGUUCGAGGAAGAAGUAUACCUUGAGGUUGAAGAAGAAACAGACUCUAAUCUAGCACUAGAUGAACAUGAAGAGUCGCACAGUCCUUCCGUCAUCUACAGCAUGUCUGAGGAUGAUUAUGACUAUAUUGUAGAAGUAGAUAAUCCUAAUGAGUCACACAGUGUUUCUAUCUACACCAUGUCUGAGGAUGAAUAUGACUAUAGUGUAGAUCUAGAUGAUUCUGAUGAGUCACCCAGUCCUUCUAUCGACACCAUCUCUGAGGAUGAAGAUUAUGAUUAUAAUUUAGUACUAGAUGAACUUGAAGAAUCGAAUAGUCCUUCCCGAAGCUUCGCGGAAGCCGCCUUAAGGCACCUUAAGGUCGCUAUUGUAGAUAAGGUUAACCCAUAUGGCAAGAUCACUGCCGACCAGUCAAACCUUAUCAAACGCAGCCUGGUGGAGGAAUUGGACAAAGCAAUCUCCACCUCCGGCGGUCAUGUAAAAGUGCCCACAUUUAAAUCGUGGACUUACUCUGGUGAGAUCAUCAGGGUAGUCUGUGAUGACGAUGGGUCGCUUUCAUGUCUGGAAAACGUUAUUGCUAGACUCAAACCAUGGGAGGAUGCGUCACUGGCAGUUGUCAGUCAGGAUAAGCUCCCGAAGCUUACCAAAGCCUCUUUAUGGAUCCCGGAGGAUGGUACUACCACCUCUGAUGACCCAGAAAGAGUGCUGCUGAGGCUAACGGCGCAAAACCCCGACGUGGCAGUUGCCAGAUGGUGCACCUUCCAUCGUGAGGUAAAAAAGGAUCCUAAUGGACACCUGUUCGUCUUCGGAAUCGGAGACGAGGACAUGGAUGUCCUUAGGAAAAGAGAAAUGAGGCUGAGCUAUGCGUUCACCUCAUUGACUCUAAAAGUAAGGUCCAACGAAGUGAAGGGUUCCUCUUCGGAACCCGGGACCUCAGGCACUCAGCAGCCAAAGACGGCCACUAAGACUGAUGCAUCCCUGGUCCCACUCGAGGGAGACGAUCAGAUGGUGGUCGACGAACGCGGCAGAGGAGGCACCGAAAUGACUAACUCUGUCCCUUCCUCAUAUGAGGAUUGA